AUGGCAGUGCCUGGUGCAGGUGACUCUCUCAAUGCUAAGAGUGGACAGGCCCCUGUGGCUCAGUGCAUCGACCCGACCUGGGAGAAGCUGACUCCCGCGCAGUUGCAGUUCAUGUGGCAAGUGGAGCUCGCCAAGUGGCAGAAGAGGCUGCCGCAAAGGCGGACCCAGAACAUCCUGACCAGCCUGGGCAUCGGGGCUGUGGUGUUAGCUAUUUAUGGCUACACCUUCUACUCCGUGUCCCAGGAGCGUUUCCUAGAUGAGCUAGAGGAUGAGGCCAAAGCUGCCCGAGCCCGAGCCCUCGCGAGGGCAUCAGGACCCUGA
Messenger RNA from Nyctereutes procyonoides (raccoon dog), 321 nucleotides. Its product is annotated as cytochrome c oxidase assembly factor 3 homolog, mitochondrial-like. The record is from RefSeq and is a predicted model, not a curated record. Gene Ontology annotation, biological process: mitochondrial respiratory chain complex IV assembly. Bases 1 to 321 code for a protein of 106 amino acids. Gene Ontology annotation, cellular component: mitochondrial inner membrane. The transcript has a single exon. NCBI's taxonomy places the organism in Eukaryota, Metazoa, Chordata, Mammalia, Carnivora, Canidae.